AUGUGGCUGGACAGGUUUGCAGCCCAGCAACAACCAGGCAGAAACAACUCACCACCUCCAUCGAACCGAUCAUCACCACUGCCCCGUCGCACCUCCAGGUCGGGUGGCAUCAGCCCCUAUACAACCUCCCAACAACAACGGCCAGGGAUAUCACCUAGAGGGUCUUCCCUGUCGCUUGUAUCUAACGAUUCCUCCUCCUCCCUACUUGCCUCUUCACGGCGCGCCAAUGGCUCCGCCCUGAGGCAGUCGACGACGGUGGACGAUGCUCCCGAUCCUGAGGAGGUGCUCGCCCGGAUACUGGGCCCGUUGUCUGUCGAUGUAGCGCCAGCGCAGCACAGCAGCUCGACUGGGAUAACGGAGGAAGAUUUGGAGUUGGAGUUUGACUUUGGUGGUCUGAGUUUGCGUGAGCUUGCUGAAAGUGACGAUGCCGACCAACUAGAAACGGUGGACACGUACAGACCACAGACGGUAGAAGACUGUAGGUCAUCGUCCCCAGCCUGCUGCAAGGCAUUGCGUUUCCCUUCUUGUACUUAUGAUAGUUUCGCGUUAGUUGAACGAGAUAAAGCCAAAUUCGAAGAGCUUCACCGGUCCAUUCGAGCGUGUGAUGACAUCCUGAAUUCCGUCGAGACGAACCUGACCAGUUUCCGCAACGACCUCGCUGCUGUGUCUGCCGAUAUUGAGAGCCUCCAAGCCAGAUCUACCGCCCUGAAUGUCAGAUUAGAAAACAGAAAGGCUGUUGAAAAGGCCUUGGGGCCGAUAGUGGAGGAGCUCAGCGUGUCGCCCAUGGUGGUUUCCAAGAUUGCAGAGGGACACAUCGACGAAGCAUGGAUCAAAACUCUGGCCGAGGUGGACAAGAGAGCUAUGGCUCACAAGAAGAACUCGCAGCAACAAACGCAAAAUAAAGCGCUGGCUGAUACUGGGCCGUUGUUGGAGAAGUUGGUUCUCAAGGCCAUUGAAAGAAUUCGAGACUUUCUCGUGGCCCAGAUCAAAGCCUUGCGAUCCCCCAACAUCAACGCCCAAAUCAUCCAACAACAAAAUUUCAUCAAGUUCAAGGACCUGUUUGGCUUCCUCAACCGUCAUCAGCCGGUCCUAGCAGGGGAAAUAUGCCAAGCCUACCUCAACACCAUGAGGUGGUACUACCUCAACCAGUUCACCCGCUACGAAAAGGCGCUCCUAAGACUCAAGUUGCAUGUCCUGGACAAAAACGACGUCCUAGGCCACGACGACAGCCCCACCACCCGCCGAACCACUCUUCUAUCCUCCUCCAAACUCGCCCCCGGCGCCCCUCCGCACGAUGCUUUCAACCUCGGCCGGAGGAUUGAUGUCCUCAAAAAUAACAACAACCUGGCCAUCUCUUCUUACCUCGCCGAGGAGGACACCUCGACUCACUACCUGGAGACGGUGUUCAGAAACUUCAACCUGGCGCUGAUAGACAACACCACGGCGGAAUAUACCUUUUUGGCAGGGUUCUUCUCCCCAGCCCUAUCGUACGGCACGAUAAGCAGGCACUUUACUCAGAUAUUCGAGCCCACCUUCUCCCUCGGGCAGCAGCUCACCCGACAGCUCGUGUCUGAAACAUACGAUGGGCUGGGUGUCCUGUUGUGUCUCCGGCUCAACCAAAAAUACGCGUUUGAACUCCAGCGUCGCCGGAUCCCGUCGGUGGACUCUUAUAUUAAUGGCACGGGCAUGGAGCUCUGGCCGAGGCUGCAGUCCAUCAUGGACGCGCAUCGGGAGUCGGUCAAGACUUUCACUAACGGUUUGGGCACGAAGCAGCCGACGGCUGCGGUGGCCAAGGCGGCGAGCGCGGCGCCGCAUGUGGUGACGCAGAGGUUUGGGCAGCUGUUGCAUGGGAUACUGGCUUUGAGCACGGAGGCUGGGGAUGACGAGCCGGUGGUGGCGAGCUUGAGGAGGUUGGGGGGGGAGGUGGAGAGGUUUUUGGAGGGGUGGAGCAGGACUCGGUUUGGGGAGGUGGAGGGACGGAAGGGGAGGAGGUUUUUGUAUAAUAAUUGGAGCUUGGUGUUGACUAUUCUUGGGGAUGUGGCGCUGGAGGGGGAGGGGAAGAUGGGGAGGGAGUUUGUGGGGUGGGUGGAGGGGUUGAAGGGGAAGUACCAGGAGGAUGGUUGA
Messenger RNA from Podospora anserina S mat+, 2124 nucleotides. RefSeq lists its product as uncharacterized. The transcript is spliced from 2 exons. Gene Ontology annotation, cellular component: GARP complex. Gene Ontology annotation, molecular function: syntaxin binding. Lineage: Eukaryota; Fungi; Ascomycota; Sordariomycetes; Sordariales; Podosporaceae. Gene Ontology annotation, biological process: retrograde transport, endosome to Golgi; endocytic recycling; Golgi to vacuole transport. The record is from RefSeq and is a predicted model, not a curated record. The coding region runs from base 1 to 2124 and encodes 707 amino acids.